AUGCCGAAAAUAGCAUUCACGAACCGGCACAGCAGUGUGAUGCCACUGGACAUCACUAUAGGGGAAGCUGGUAUGGAAAGGGCCGAGCCGGCAAGGAGGCUCAUGAACGCAGCCCUGUCGGCUGCUCUUGCUGCUCAGAGUCAGACAACACUGGUGGCUAAACUGAAGGACCUGCAGUGCCACUUCACCUGGGACCUGGAGUCCAGCAGGUCCAAAGGGUUCCGUCUCAGGGACACGCUGGAGGACAUCGGCACAGAGGAGGGAAACAGCUGGCUGGGUCACAUUUACAACCUGCAGGGGUACAUUCACUACCAGCUGGGCUUCACUGAAGACGCCCAGCGUUUCUUCAGCAGGGCCACAGAGGUCUUCCAGAUGAGAAACACUGUCUCAGAUGAAGGCCCCUGGUUGGUGGUGAACUACGGGAACCUGGCUUGGCUGCACCACCACCUGGGAGAGGAAGAAGAGAGUCAGACUUACCUGUCAAAGGUCGACACUCUGCUAAAAGAAUACCCAUCUCCAUCCCAGGACAAGCUCCAUCCGGAGAUCUACGCUGAAAAAGCCUGGACCCUGAUGAAGUUCGGCACAGACCAAAAGCUGCUGGCUGCAGAUUACUUCCAGAGAGCCAUCAGCAUGCAGCCAGAUGUGGUGGAGUGGCACACCAGCCAUGUCAUAGCGUUAGUGAAUGCUUAUAAGGACCAAAACAACUGGAGGACACCACUGAAGGAAGACAUCUUCGAAAAAAUGGAAAUUGCCAAUGAACAUGAUCCAGAGAACUUGUACCUUGCUGCUUUAUACCUUGAGGAAUGUGCAAAGAGAGGAAGAAAAAUUGAAGAUAAAGCACAUCAAUAUGGAAUUAAAGAUGAAGCACGUGAGUUGGCCAGAAGGGUGUUGAGAAAUCCUGUAAGCAGCUACAGUGGUAUAAAACCAUUACUAAGGCUGUACAGAAUGUAUGUAUCUAUGGAUGAGGCUAUUGAAUUGGCAGAGGAGGCUCUGGAAAGACAUCCAGAUGAACGUUAUCUGCAGAGGUGUGCUGCAGUCUGCUAUGAAUGGAUGAUUUAUUCAAACAAUCUCCCGGAGCAAAGCAUGAUAGACAGAGCAAUCAGUCUCCAUAAAGAGGUGAUCUCUCUCUACCCUCAUUCUUCGAUUAAAAUAAAAAUAUCUCUUGCAAACAUAUACGCGCAAUCAAACCACAGCCAGGCUGAAGCUGAGCAGAUUUACAAGAAGCUGCUAGAAAGUGAUCUGGAACCUGCAGACAGACAGAUACUUUACAACUACUAUGCAAAACAUUUACACUUCAAUCAAAAUGAUAGCAACAAGUCAAUAAAAUAUCACAUGAUGGCAGCAGCGAUACCGCAACAAUCUCCCCAUCGUGAGAAAAGCAUCCAAAGUCUGAGGAAGAUUAGAGAAAGAAACAGACACCAGAUGUGUGGUGAAAUAGAGGAGUUUCUGGCUAACCUGUAA
Messenger RNA from Thunnus maccoyii (southern bluefin tuna), 1461 nucleotides. RefSeq names its product interferon-induced protein with tetratricopeptide repeats 5-like. Gene Ontology annotation, molecular function: protein binding. Gene Ontology annotation, biological process: defense response to virus. Gene Ontology annotation, cellular component: cytosol. The transcript is spliced from 3 exons. The record is from RefSeq and is a predicted model, not a curated record. Lineage: Eukaryota; Metazoa; Chordata; Actinopteri; Scombriformes; Scombridae. Bases 1 to 1461 code for a protein of 486 amino acids.